AACUGAGAACCGGAACAGGUUUUGCACAAAAUUCAAAGUGCCGUUGUUGCUUGUUUUCUGGUGGAUAUAAUGUUUGGUCAAAAAUGAGGUUUAUUUAGAUAUUAUAGAAGAAAACCAAUGAUGAGUGAAACAGAGGGAAAGCGUUCACGUCGGCGGAGGUCAAUCCGGCUUCAUCGUCAGUCCUCUGUUCCCCUUCUCCCAGUUCCAACCGCCAACUGCGAAGACAAUGAGUGUCCCGAGGGUGAUCCCCCAGAGAGCGUCAACAUCACUAAUAUGAAUGUGUCAGUCUUCAGUGCAUCACAGUUAGCACAGGACGAUGAUAAAGGAAGCUUCUGGGUAGAGGUUAAUGAAGAUACACGGCGGACCAGAAAAUCUAGAAGAUCCAACAUUGGGUUUCAAGUGAUCAAAUAUGCAAGCAACAAUGAUAUUGCUGAAUCUACUGAUGCUCCAAGUACUCCAGUGUUGUUUGAUGGCUCAGAAGGUAGUAAAACAAUGGUGGGUUAUGGUCAGUGUGAAAGCCCAGACAUAGAGAUACCCAGACUGCCUUGCUCUGAGGAGCCGUGCGACUUCGCAACACCAACCAUGUACCACACAUUAACUGAACCUGGGAGUCUGGGUAGAUCAGGAACUAAAACUCCUUCUCUUUUGAGUUAUCAUGGUCACAAUGCUUCUCCAUGUGUCCAAACUCCAUCCCAAGAAGUAUUUGAUGGAGGAUUUGAUGAUGCAUUUAUGCUGGGCACGCCAAUCACUCAUCAUCAAGUUGACAAGAGUUGUCCCCCUUCCUGUGAAGACGAUAGCGAGGACAGUUUGCUCAUAGGUACACCUGAUCUUGCAAAGUUUAAUAAAAAUAUUCGCUUCAGGUGCUCUCUGGACUUUUCAGAGCUUGAGCAGACGCCAGUGAAAGGGGAAGACAUUUCUGCAGAUGUCUCUCAAGAUUCAGUUCAUGAGUCACCCAUUGUGGGUUUUGUGUAUGAUAAACUAUCUGCCUCUGAUUUAGUAAGGAGAAAGAGAGCCAAGUCACGUAGUAGCAAUGAGAAAACCAAAAGUGAUUACACAUGGGACCAAACACCAUCAUUUAAGCAUGGUACUCCAAGACGUAUUAUUGACACUAGCAAUAACACAGGUAAACAAGAUGUUCGAGAAGUCAUCUCUAGCAGUCCCGCAGUUGACUCAGACAUGACAGGAAGCUCCUUCAUGUCUGUGGGACAUGUGAAUGUGUCGGUGAGAAGCUACAGGUCGACCUCCACAAGCUCCUCCUACACCAGUUGUGUGGAGGAUGUCCUUAGUCAGCCCAGCACUAACCCCUCUCUCCUGAACUCACCAGCAUAUGCUCCCACUUCAAACCAAGAUGUAAUAGAUUCACCCAGUACUCCUACUCCUUUGUUGGAAGAGUCAAAUCAUGAUGCCAAGUCAACACCAGUAACCCUAGGGAAACAAGACACACUUAACCCUGAAUGUCCAGAUACAAGAGAUCCAGUUUCACCUGGCUCCAUUACAGCCAGUACGGACUGUCCAGGAAGUGAGCAUAUUGUUAGUGUAUCUGAGACUGGGGAAGAUUCAAAGAGCGAAUCAAAUACUGCUCCUGAUGUGCCAGAAAUGGAGCGAACAUCCUCUUAUCCUGAACCUAAAAGCAAGGAGCGAAGCAUUACUUCUGAGGUGUGUGACUUGUUCCGUAAUCUUGCAAAGAAAUUUUCAAGCAGUGGCAAAAAGAGGAGGAAAACAGGCAGCUUGAAGAAGGUCAAGGAACGAGGAAGGGGGAGGAAGAGAGAUGAUGCUGGCACAUCCAGUUCUUCUGCUGAUGUCGUAAGAGGUUCUGAUGUCCUGCCUGGCUUUGCUGAUGUCCUGCCUAGUUCUGCUGAAGAGGCUGAACUAUUCAGUUUCAGGAAGGAUCUCUCAGAGCAGCCAACUCCUGAAAAGAAGCCAGCUGCAAGUGUAUCAAAACAGUCUCUAGACUUCAGUCCAUUCCUAGCACCUGGUCAGAACAGUAUCAUUCCUGAUGAACAAGCUGAGCCACAAUCACCCGUCUGGAAACUCCAGACCAGUGUCACCAGCAGUGAUGUAGUUGUUUGUGAAAAUGCAGCCUCUGUGAAUUCACCAGUACUUGAAGUAACAGUCCUUCAGGAAAAAUGUGUUAAUAUUGAAAAUUGUGAAACAGUGGUUAAUGAACCAGCUCAAAAAAGGCGGGGAAGGCCAAAGCGGAGAUCAUUGGAAACAGCUGUUCUUCACCAAGAAUGUGAAAACUUUCGUGCUAAUGAGCCAGAACAAAACAAAGAGGAAGUAGAAGAAACAUCUGCUCUUCGAAGAAGCAGACGAUCUCGCAGGAGUUCUCUGGAGAUUUUCCGCUACCAGUCACACACUCCUGAUGAUGUUGUUCUAGAAGAUUCACCAAACUCAGACAGCCCAGAAAAGGCUGUACCUGAAGUACAGCCCAAAAAGACAAGGAAUUACAGAAAGGCAGCAGCAGCUUUGGAGGAAAACCUGGAGGAUCUAUACAGAAACAAGAACUAUAAGGCCCCAGGGGAACGCAUGUGGGAGACAUUGUUUGAGUCGCCAGAUAAGACCAAGCAGCCAGAGCUCUUGAUGAGCAGACGCAAGUAUCGGAGAUCCCUUGCAUUUGAAGUCAUCCCCCCUUCCAAGAUGAAGCGCCGUCUCCAGAGGGCAGUGUCUCAGGGCUGGGAUGUUACGGGGAGGAAAAGGAAGCUAGUUCAGAUGGAGGAAGUAAAGAUGAAGAUAGCUGCACUUAGUGCAGAGAUAGAAACAGAUCACAAUAUGAUCACCAUGUAAAGAAGUAAAUAAUAUUUUAUUUUUUCAGGCAUUGUUAGUAUCUUAGUCUUUUAAAAGAGCAUAUGCAUAAAAAAUACUUUGUUUGGUUA
Molecule: messenger RNA, 2873 nt
Organism: Haliotis rubra (blacklip abalone)
Lineage: Eukaryota; Metazoa; Mollusca; Gastropoda; Lepetellida; Haliotidae
Exons: 2
Coding region: 118-2784 (888 amino acids)
Source: RefSeq, a predicted model, not a curated record